CUAUACUGACUCUUUUUUUCCUUUUUACACAUUACACGUUUUACAGUUUUAUUCUUAAAAACCACCACAAACCGAGUGUCCCAGUUUUUUAUGUUGAAAAUCUGGUCACUCUACUUUAAUAGUUUUUCUCCUCCUGUUCUUCUGCAAAGCGCCAUCUGUUUGGAGACUUCCCCGGCUCUGAACACCUGUGCGUAAUCCGUGCGUAAUCUGUGCGUAAUCUGUGCGUAAACACGAGGCGCAGGAGGUUUAGCAGAUUUACCACCUGCUGCUGCUCAGGCUAAAGCUAACGCACUUUUUAAUCAACUGAAACCUAUGGAAACUCGGGUUAGCUCCGGAGUUUAGCCUGGAGCGUUCGGCGGGAGGAUGUGACUUUUUUACCCGGGUUCUGCUGCACGUUUCCCGGCAGAGCGAAGCGGCAUGGCGCAGUCCGACCCGGAACAGAAGAACCGGGACCGAACCAAAACCAACCAGCUGCUGCCCCACGCGACCAACGAUAAUCUGAACACGGCUCUCGGGGCGAUUCGAGUUUUGGGUUUGGAGCUGAAGGACAAAGAACUACAACCUCAUCUGAGCACCGUCCUCACCUGUAUCCAACAGAAGAACAGGGGCGCUCCGGAGCAGGUGGUGAUCAGUGGAGUACUUCCUGUUCUGGCCCUGAACCUGAGAACCCGAGGCUCCGUCCUGACGGCCCGACUCGUGUCCGCGCUCGCCAACGACGCUCUGGUGCGUAAAGGCUUCGGAGACUCAGGUCUGGUCCCAGCUCUGAUCUCUGUCCUGACGAGUCCAAACGAAGAUCUGCUGAUCCACUCAGCCACAGCCCUGAGCCGCAUGUGCUACGACAACAGUAAACUCCAGGACCAGUGCGUUCGUUGUGGGGCGGUUCCUCGUCUGGUCUCGAUCCUGUUCCGGUUCUCGGAGCGCCCCCUGCUGGAGGAGGCGUGUCUGCUCGCGCUCUGUAACCUGAGCGGGCUGGGCCUGAGCGAGGAGGGGGGCGUGUCCUGGGAGAGGGGCGUGGCCAUGCGCCCAGGUGAGUGCACGUUCACAGGCUCCGCCCCCCUGCGCUGCGGGUGGGCGGGGUCUUGGGUUACCGUGGUGAUGGUCUCUCAGUUCGCUCCGGGCCAGUUUUCCGUGAACAUGGAGGUGAUGCGGCGCUGCUCCCCGCGCUUCCUCCAGGGGGCGCCGCACCACUCCCUCUUCUCCGUCGUCCGGACCGGAUCCAACGUCUACAAAGUCCUGAAGCACUGGACCCGGAACCGGACCAGGAACCAGACCCGGAACCAGACCCGGAACCUCAAGACCAGGAUGUUCCACACUUUUCUAUAACAGAAGCCCUCUCCUCCAGGACUAAACCAGGACUAAACCAGGACUAAACCAGGACUAGCUCAUGAUCCCAGUUCAGUCCUGGUUUAGUCCUGGUUUAGUCCUUGAUUAGACCUGGUUUAGUCCU
Molecule: messenger RNA, 1447 nt
Organism: Boleophthalmus pectinirostris (great blue-spotted mudskipper)
Lineage: Eukaryota; Metazoa; Chordata; Actinopteri; Gobiiformes; Gobiidae
Exons: 6
Coding region: 418-1323 (301 amino acids)
Molecular function (GO): protein binding
Source: RefSeq, a predicted model, not a curated record